Colletotrichum karsti is the source of this 1098-nucleotide messenger RNA. Its product is annotated as pirin. The record is from RefSeq and is a predicted model, not a curated record. The transcript is spliced from 2 exons. Lineage: Eukaryota; Fungi; Ascomycota; Sordariomycetes; Glomerellales; Glomerellaceae. Bases 1 to 1098 code for a protein of 365 amino acids.
AUGAAGUCCGUCUCACUCCUGCUAUCCAUCAUCGUGGGGAUUACGUCGAUUAUUCUCUUCAGACAAGAGCUACUCACAAUCGCCAUCGCAACGACAGACAGCGUCUUCAACUUGACGAGCAGCGCCUUGAAUAUCACACUUAAAACAGAGCCGAAAGAGCAAGUAGACCAUCACUUGUACGCCACCGAAAUGUCGAUUCCUCGCGCAAUCCGCAAGGUCUUUCUGGCCGUCGAGCAGGCCGAGGGCGCCGGUGCCCGCGUUCGCCGCUCCAUCGGAACCCCUCAGCUGCGCAACUUUUCCCCUUUUCUGAUGCUUGACCACUUCCGCAUCUCCCCUGGCGCGGGCUUCCCCGACCACCCCCACAGAGGCCAGGAGACCAUCACCUACCUGCUCCACGGCGGCGUCGACCACGAGGACUUCGCCGGCAACAAGGGCACCAUCGAGACGGGCGACCUGCAGUUCAUGACGGCGGGCCGGGGCAUCAUGCACGCCGAGAUGCCCAAGCAGAACCCGGACGGCAGCGCCAACGUCGGCCUCCAGCUCUGGGUCGACCUGCCCAAGGAGCUCAAGGCCUGCGAGCCGCGGUACCGCGACCUCCGCGCCAAGGAGAUCCCCACGGUGGACGCCGACGAGGGCAGGGUCCACAUCAAGGUCAUCUCGGGCCAGAGCCACGGCGUCGACUCGGUGCGCGACCUCGCCUACACGCCCGUCUGGAUCCUGGACAUCCGCAUCAAGCCCGGCGGCAAGGUCGCGCAGCCGCUGCCCAAGGGCUGGAACGCGUUCGCGUACACGCUCGAGGGGCAGGCCAUCUUCGGGACGGGCGCGCAGCAGCGCGUGGUGGACCAGUUCCACAACGUCGUGCUCGAGCAGGAGGGCGACGUUAUCAACAUCGAGGUCGACGCCGGCGCGGAGAAGGACGCCCGGUUGGUCCUGAUUGCCGGCACGCCGCUUGACCAGGAGGUCGUGCAGUACGGGCCGUUUGUCCUCAGCUCCAAGGCCGAGGUAUACCAGGCUCUGAUGGAUUAUCAGACGCACUCGAACGGAUUUGAGAGGGCCGAGGGCUGGCAGAGUGAGAUUGGGAAGACCAUGGUGGAGUAG